AUGAAGACAGUAAUGCGUCUCUGUAGCCCUAUCAAUGGCAUAAUCAGCCGUCCCAAACCAUCGCGAUGGCCUAUCACCUCUCCCCUCCACCCCUGUCAACACAGACAUACAAGCUCCCUCUCAUCCCCAUCACCACCACACACAUUCCCCACAACAGGAUACGAACUCCUCAAUCACAUCCCCAAGCUAGAAGAAGAACCUCUCCCUGACUACCGAGCCGAGCGAUUCUACCCCGUCCACAUCGAACCAACAACUACCUACCUAACCCUAAAACUCCACGGCCGCAGCACCCAACACACCCACCUCCCGGAGAUCCUCAUAUCCAAACACCUAAAACAAACCCACCGCACCAAAUCCGAACAUAGUAAACAUGUAGGCCAGAAAUACACCCGUCUCAUCCACGACUCCUUCGAGAUCCAAGGCCCCCACGGAAUCCACCCAUGUAUUCUCUACCAGCCAUCCGGAAUGGACAUCUGCGAUUACAUCCAGUGUCUAGAAGACAACGCAUUACCGGAGGACCUUCUCCGCGUAACCAUCCGGUUUAUGCUCAUUGCGUUGGAUUAUCUUCAUUCGGCGAAUGUGGUUCAUACAGACAUCCAACCAACCAACAUCCUCCUAGGCAUCGAAGACACCUCAAUCCUCACCGACCUAGAAGAGGAAGAACUCAACGAGCCUGCUCCGCGGAAACACCUUUCGGAUGAUAGAACGAUCUACGCUACUCGCGGAAUGCCCUUCACGACUGGUGAACCUAUGCUCGCUGAUCUGGGGGAGGCGAGAUUACUUCUUCCCAUUGAUACGGGCACGCAGACUAGUGGUUCUAUCAUCAUGCCGGGGUUAUAUAGAGCCCCGGAAGUAAUGCUUAAUAUGGAGUGGGAUGAGAAGGUGGAUAUAUGGGCUUUGGGGCAGACGACAUGGAGCUUACUCCAAUCAACCCACCUCUUCACCAACACCCCACACCUGAUUACACAAGAUGACCAUGCUCGUCGCUUCGCAGAGAUGAUAGUCCUGCUUGGGCAUCCACCUGUUGAGUUUCUGGGUCGGAGUGAGGAGAGUUGGAGGUUUUGGGAUCGAGAUGGUAAUUGGAAAAGCCACGUAGAGAUUCCAGGAGGCUCUCUGGAUGAUCGAGUGACGCAACUCGAGGGCGAUAGUAAGAGGCUUUUUCUGCGGUUUCUGCGGAAGACGUUGAGCUGGGUCCCCGGGGAGAGGCCGAGUGCGAGGGAGUUGUUGAUGGAGGAUGAGUGGGUGAGGGGGGAGGAUUAUUGA
Molecule: messenger RNA, 1263 nt
Organism: Aspergillus costaricaensis CBS 115574
Lineage: Eukaryota; Fungi; Ascomycota; Eurotiomycetes; Eurotiales; Aspergillaceae
Product: kinase-like protein
Exons: 5
Coding region: 1-1263 (420 amino acids)
Biological process (GO): spliceosomal complex assembly; protein phosphorylation; regulation of mRNA processing
Molecular function (GO): ATP binding; protein kinase activity
Source: RefSeq, a predicted model, not a curated record